Molecule: messenger RNA, 5118 nt
Organism: Rotaria socialis
Lineage: Eukaryota; Metazoa; Rotifera; Eurotatoria; Philodinida; Philodinidae
Source: the annotation of a GenBank genome assembly
AUGCCUGCGUCAACGACGCAAGAAGCAUUAAUAACUGAAAAUGAUAGUAUUCAGAAGGAGGCAUCAUCAAAUAAAUUAGUUAAUCGUGCUCUAUCAACAUUAGAUACAGAUGAAUUUUCUAACCUUAUUCAAGAACAAUAUGGAGCGUACUGGGGUGCACUUAAAUUUGAAGAUUCUCUUGGUGAUUAUAUAAAUGAUGCUCGACCAUUUCUUUACAUUGAUGAUAAUGUUGAUAUGCAAGUUCUACGUCAAUUCAUGAUAAACGAAUGGAAAUUACAAACACCAAAUAUAGUCAUACCUAUCCUUAGUACUAUAACACGUCAUAAGCCAUUUAAAAAUCUUAAAAUGGUUGAAACAUUAAAAAGUGGAAUUAAAAAUGCUGCAAACGCAUCUGAAGUAUGGUUCAUAACAAAUGGACUCGAUGUUGAUAUGCCACAAUUAAUUGGAUCUGCUUUUCGAGAUGAAAAUUCAUUAAGACGAGCUGAUGAUGCAUGGACAAAACAAGCAGAUCGACCAACAAAAAACCGUAAAGCACUAACGUUAAUUGGUAUUGUUUGUGACGAUGAAAUAAAAGAGUUUAUUGAUUUUAAACAUAGAAAAGAGCAAUCACAAGUAGUUAAAGUACCGGCACGUAAGCGUGAUCAAUUAUCGUUAAAUAGUGAUCAUACACAUUUUAUUGUAAUUCGUGAACAACCAAUUGGUUCUAGUUCAAUGAAUAAUUCAGAAAACAAGCCUAUAAAAAUAGAUACUAGCGAUAAUAAGCUAGAAAAACUAACUGAUUCAGCUGGGAGUGCUACAAAUAAAUUUCGUGAGCAUUUUGAAAGUUUUCUACAUCAAGAAACAUCUCAAGCUGGAUCGUCACAAACGACAACUGACGAUGCAGAUAAAAAACGUAGUCCAUGGAGUCAAGAUGGCUUUCCGAUGGUGUACACAUUAGUUCGUGGUACACCAGGAACAAUCGAACUUUUAUAUAGAAAAAUUCAACACGAAAUUCCUGUUGUUGUUCUUAAAGGAACUUCAUCUGCUGCUGAUAUUAUUGCAUUUGCGUACGAAGAAAUUAGUUCUAAAUCCGAAAGAGAAAAUGAAGAUAAUUAUUUAAAAGUUGAAUUAGCUCGACGUAUACUUGAAGAAUUUCCUGCAUUGAAAGAUAAUAAUGUUAAACGAAAUGAAAUCCGUAAUCAUGUUAUCUCAAUCGUUAAAAGCGCAGAUCAAGGAAAAAGAAAAUUUCUUACAUUCGUUGAUGUUAAUAGUGCAACAGCAUCAUUGAGUGAUUUUCAUAAAUAUAUUCUUUCAGCUCUUUUACAAUCUCAAAAAACAGUAUCGGGUAGUAAAGUUAAUGUUCAAUUAAAACGAAAUCUUCUAUUAACACUCGAUUGGAAUUUACCAGAUUUAGCUUUAUCAGAAAUUUUUCAACGUGAUGACGACAUUAAAUAUUCUAUUCCAAUAGAAUUAUUUGAUAAAGCUUUGCUUGGUAAAAAGCUUGAACCAUUUGUUGAUCUAUUUCUUGAUCGAGAAUUUGUUUUACAUCGAUAUUUAAAAUCGGACAAAUUAGUUAGUUUAUUUAAUCAAGCAAAAGAUAGAGAGUUUUUAACAACAACAUCACUCGAAGGAAUUCUCGGUUUGUCAGGCGAUGAAGAAGAAAUGCCACCAAAUUUUGUUGAACAUAGUCUUAACAUAAUUGUCAAACGUUUAACUGGUAUUAGCCAUUUUUUUAGUAAACAUGAAAUGGAUUGUAAUGCCAUGGGAAUUUAUUUUGGUGAUAAAUCAGACAAAGGGGUUCAACGGCAAAGAAUACGAGCAGAAAAAAAAGCUCUUCGACAUUUGAUUAUCUAUGCUGUAUUAAUGAAUCGUCAUCAACUGGCGAAAAUUCUAUGGAAGCGUUCAUCAGAACCAAUACCAUUAGCUUUAAUUUGUUGUAUGAUGUUUAAAAAAUUGGCACCCUAUUGUCAUGAAUCUUAUCAAAGAUUACUAAUAGAAAAACAAGCGAAAGAAUUUUCCGAUUGUGCACUAGGUGUUCUUGAUAAAUCAUUCAACGAAGAUAGCAUGAGAACAUUUGAAAUGCUUGAUGAAAAACAUACAGAUUGGAGUCAUAUGACAACUGUUGAACUAGCUUACAAUGCAGAUAAUAAGGAAUUUAUGGCACAUGCUGCUUGUCAAAAAUGGGUUACACGACAAUUUUAUGGAGAAAUAACACCACGUGAAAUUUCAUGGGGUUUAUUUAAAUGUCCAGAUUAUCUUAAGAUUAUUUGUUGUGCUAUUUUCAUAUUUCCAAUGUGGUUUUGGAUCAAUUUUUCUCCUAUUGGACAAGCACCACCGGCACCAAAAAAAUCAAAUGAUUUACCCAAUGACGGGAAAGAAGCGUUAGAGACAGAAACAAAAACUGAUGGAAAAGCUUUAACUGAACGUGUUAGUGAGGUCAAUAUUCGACAAGGAAAUGGUUUUAUUCAACGAAUCAAAGGGCGUCUUUCUCCUGGUAGUUCGAAACAACAAAAGAGUAUACCAGCACCAUCAAAUUCUGAUGAAAAACCGAUGAGUCAUUUUGAAGAAAUUCAAGUUUUAUGGUCGGCACCGAUAACAAAGUUUUACACCAAUUUUGUUGCUUAUCUUGCAUUUUUAAUGUUUUUUACAUUGGCUGUUUUGUGGCCAUCAUGUGGAAAUCUAUUGCUUGAUUGUUUCGUUUGGUUUUGGACAGCAGCAAUUGCUUUCGAGAAUACACGUGUGGCUUAUGAAAAAUAUUGUUCUCAAAGUAGUUUACCAUUACAACGAGCAGUAUUAGAAAUUAUUGUACAAACUUUAUUUCUUGCGCUUUACCUUAUUUUUAGAAUUAUUGGUCUAUGGAAUUUUGGCACUUGCCAAAUUUUAACAGCAAAAGCAAUAUUAGGUGUUGGAUUAAUUUAUUAUUAUUAUCGAAUAUUAUUUAUUUUUCUACCGAUCAGUCCAACACUGGGUCCAAUGAUGAUUCGGCUUCGAUGCAUGAUAAUGGAUGAUUUCUUUACAUUUUUACAAUUAUUCGUGAUAUUUAUGAUAUCAUCUGGAGUUGCAAUAACAGCUGUACUUUAUCCACAUUAUCCGCUUAGUUUAGAAUUGAUUACGAAAGCUUUCGUGUUUCGUGGCUUAAUGGCAUUGUUUAGUGGUGAAAUGUCUGAUUUAAAAAGUCAGCAUCAAGCAUGUACAAUAAAUGCGACAAGUCAAACAGAAAAAGAAUAUGCUUGUAUGCGAUUAUCUCAUGGUCUCUCGUUCAAAUAUGAUAAUCCUCAAGCAUAUCGUCGAUAUGGAAUAGUAUCACCAAAAUGCAAUCAAACAUCAUGGAUAGCAUGGUUUUUAUUAAUUCAAUACUUCUUUUUAGCUAAACGUUUUCUUACAUCGCUGUUAACAGCUAUGUUUGGUUUAACUGGAGCACGAGUACAAAGUCAAUCUCAACAAAUAUGGAUGUAUAAUCGAUAUGAAAUCGUUAUGGAAUAUGCGAAGCGACCACGUUUGCCACCUCCUUUUAUCGUUAUUUCUUAUAUUUCGAUGUUACUGUCACAUAUUGUUCGUCAAUCUAUCUUAAAAUUUCAAAAAACUUCCGAUAAAAAACAUUUACCUGCGCUUCUAAGUCUUACACAAUCAAUGACAACAGUGGAAAGUGAUUCUGAAAGUAAUUUAAAUGGCAUCAAUAGACUAGCAACUAAAACACCACAUGAGCAUUCGUUUUUUGGACGUUUACUUGAUUGUAAACCAUGUAAAGCCAUUGUAGAAAAUCAAAGACUAAAAGAAUUGGAUAAACGCUCCUGGGAAGAUAGUGAAGCUAAUUUAUAUUGGAAAUAUAAAGCUAAAGAAUAUUAUGCCAAAACACAAGAAGCUGAUAAAGUACAAGAAAAACUCGAUUGUCUAACAAAUAGUGUAACUAAUAUACAAAAAGAUAUGGAUGUACAACGAAAAUCUGUACGACAAAUCAAUGAUCGCGUUGUUUCAUUAGAAAAAUUAAUGGUUGAUUCGCAUAUAUUACUUGAAAAAAUUCGUUCAGCUAUUCAUCAAGAAGAUCGUUCAUUACCUGAAUGUCGAAAAUUUAUUCAUAUGUUGUCGAGAGAAUCACCAUAUAUUUAUACAAAUCGAGCACGAUUUCCUGUUACUGAAAGACAUAUUCAUUGGGAGGUACCAUUUGAUUUGUAUGAUCCAGCAAUCAUUACAUUACCCAAACAACAUGAAUGUUUUCAAGAUAUUGAAAGACUAUUCGUUGAACCAAAUAUGUUAAAAUCAAGUUUUGAUAGUGAUGAUGAAUCCCAAUUAGCUGCUGAAGCAACUGUAAUAACACCAACUUCACUUUUUCAACCAGAUCUAUUUGGAGCUGUUGGCCCACAAGUAACAACAGUAACAAAUGAUUUUACUAUUCCAUUCACAGAUAAUAAAUGGAAUCAAACAAUUGAAAUGCAACUAUCCGAUGGAAGAAAGAUCAUUCUCGAUCGAACUACUUGGACAGUUGGUGCUGGCGAUGAUAAAACAUCAUCAACAUAUCGUUUAGAUAAUCAACUAGCAGUGCCUUUAAAUCCUAUGGGUCGCACUGGUAUACGUGGUCGCGGUGCAUUAAUUCGAUGGGGACCAAAUAAAUCUAUAAUGGCCGUAGUAACACGAUGGAAAUCACAUCGUGGUCAAUUUGCUGUUGUAGAUGGACAACGUAUUUUAGAAGCCUUAGUGUUUAAGGAUAAGCUUACAAAUGAUUGGAAAUUACCAGGAGGAAAAAUUUUAGGUGUUGAAUCUCCCUAUGGUGCUGUAUGCCGUAGUUUUAAUAAACUUGCUUUUAAAGAUAAUGAUUCUGAACAUAGUUUAUCAUUAGAAGAAAAUGAUAUGAUAGAACAUUUCGAAUCAUUUGCUCGCUCAUCUACUGGUACGCUUGGACCGACUGGAUUUGAAUCUCAUAUGAUCUAUCGAGGAUAUAUUGAUGAUAUUCGUAAUACAGAUAAUGCUUGGACAGAAGCAGAAAUAUGGAAUUUUCAUUAUGGCUCAUCCAUAGUAUUUCCAAAUUUGCGUACUGAUGGUAUGUCUUUAUGGAAAGAUGUGACGAACAAUACCAGAGGUUUUCUUAUUCAAACAUCAAUAUUACGUGAAAUAGCUCGAAUUCAUGAUGCUUACUUUGAGUGA